Molecule: messenger RNA, 1962 nt
Organism: Stereum hirsutum FP-91666 SS1
Lineage: Eukaryota; Fungi; Basidiomycota; Agaricomycetes; Russulales; Stereaceae
Exons: 12
Coding region: 1-1962 (653 amino acids)
Source: RefSeq, a predicted model, not a curated record
AUGGCUGCAGUUGUCUUCUGUUGGGUCGACGUCGUCCUCGUGAAGCUCUCCGAAGCUAUCGUCACGCUUUCGAGCCGUUUCGUCGGCGACAACACUGCUCUUCAAAGUAAUCGUAAAUUGGCAAGUCUUGAGAGACAGAAGGAAGAAGCAGCGAUCAUUGCCGCCACGCAACUUCCCCACGAAUGGUCUUCUGUGCACACUCGCUUAGCAUCACAGCAUCUGUCCCCUGCAGUACAGCGCCUGGCCCUGCAUCUCUUGUUCGCUUCUAAUGUCAUUGUGCCACAACUAUCCAAAGUAUUUCACCAAACCGUCUGCAUACAUCCGCACGAUCUGGGAGAAUCACUACAUUCUUACAUUGUGCGGCUGUCUGGCGUAAACGGCGAUGUCGGUGAGGCACCUCGCCCUCUCGAUAUCCAGGAUAGAGAUUCUAUCGCGAUGGCUUUAGUCCUCCUCUCAGUCGCAGAUUUGUCUUCGCGACGACCGCGUUCGCCUAACUCGCCCUUGUCAUAUCGACCAUACACUCAAAAUAUAUUCCUCCAAGUUAUCCAAGACCUUCUGGACGAUAACAAAAGUAUCCCCGAUCGGGACUCCGUUGUGCCGAGAGAGACGCUGGAUUCUGCUCUGAUUAUCCUUUUGCAUUGGGGUAGCUUUAUCCCUUGGUGUUGGAGCUCGUGGACAGACUCUCGGCACACAGACCACGAAACGGUCUUACAUUUGACUGCGACUUGGCUAUAUCACUUGGACAGCUCUCCCGAGGCGACUUGGAUGGAUGGACUCGAUGAUGCCUUGAAGCAAAAUCCCCAGUCGGCCGGAUACACUUUCAUGCAUAUGUUGCGCCAUGAUGUGGAUUUAUUUUCAGAUGCACAGGUCUCAGAGUUGACUCUGAAUGUCCUGAGAAAGUGCACAUGGGCGGCUACACAAUUGUUAGACCCGUGCUUGGACGAUGAAUGUAUAUCGUUGGCGCACGGUAUGGCAGCGGGACUAGUUCCCCUCUUCGUCUUGACAUUGUCAUAUACUGGAGAUGACGUUCUGUCAUUAAGAGAUUCGACGCUGGAGGCUCUCACCUUUAUCGACUCAACUGUAUUCCAGAUAGUUGUCCGAAGCUUGCAAGAGGAAACAGGCCCAUCACUAGCAGCCCUACUGGAUCGCGCACUACAAGCGCUAGGAAGAAUCGUCAAGGCAGCUCGCCUGACUGGAGUUCUUCGACAGGAGCACGUCCUGAACAUCGCACACAUGCUCCACUUCUUCACCAUUCUGUGGCACAAACAAACUUCCACACUUGUCCAUCCAACGUCCAUAACUUCGUUCCUGUCACGCCUCAUGGACUUCUUCUCCGAAUACCCGAUGCGACAUCCAGCUCUUCUGACCGCUCUGUUGACCUGUGUCUGCGCCUAUGAGAUGUUCCGCAGGUCUUCUGGUGACGAUUCAGACAGGGCGUGGGGAGACAUCACACUUUUCUAUCAGCUAGCUCUUAGCUCUCGUUCAACAAAAAUACUAUCCACAGGCAAGCGACCCAUCCUCUCAUCCUACAUCAUUGCUACGGCCAAACAACUCGUCGAGGAUCCUCUCACCUGCGCUGAAGUCGCAUCUGAAAUCAUUUCUGUUCUCCUGCUCAUUCUAACUAACCGCAUCCUCGCGGAUGAACUACCUCUGGCUUUACUGUCCUCGCCGUCCCUAUGCCGAGCUCUUAGAACGCUGAUAUGUGUUGCCGGGCAUGGUCUGAAGCUAAAGAUGCUUUUGGAGACACCCGACGAAGGACUGUCCACCGAGCGCCUGAUCCUCAAACAGAGGCUGGCCUCACACGGGAAGGCGCUGUUGACCACACUGAAACAGCAGGACACGGAAACCCCCAAUGCAGGGAAGUCGAAUAAUCAGGAGCUACACUUGUCCUCUUCGUAUCUGGUGUAUUACCGUGCCCCACUGGUCGCGCAGAUUGUACUAGUCACGGAAGCAGAAGUCUAA